AGCGCCUGUCGGUAUUAAGGAUUGACGUCAGACACAAAACUUGUAAUUUAUUGAAUCAUUAGCAGUUCUGAAGAGUUCCUUAAUUUUUUUGAAUUACUUGCAUUUUGUAUUUCUAUUAUUGAAAAUGGAUGAUUUUGGUGAUAAUUUCGUUCAACCCGAAGUGGACCCUGCAGCCGAAUUCUUAGCUCGUGAACAGAAUCAGCUAGCAGGUCUAGAAGAUGACCUGGAAACAAGUGCACCGCCCCCUGUUGCGACAAAUUUAGCUUCAAAUGGACUUGACGACUUCGUGGAAGUACCAAGUGCAGCAGCUUUUGACGCUAAUGGUUUGAUGGAUGAUGAACCCACUGGAGCUCCAGCAGCAACACCUGUAGUUUCGGUAUUCAAACAAGAAAGAGAAGAGCCUGAAAAAAUCAAGCUCUGGAGGGAAGAACAAAAAAAGAGAUUAGAGGAGAAAGAUGCUGAAGAAGAGACAAAGAAGCAAGAAAUGCUAAAAGUGGCGAAAAAGGAACUAGAAGAUUGGUACAAGACACAUGAAGAACAGAUAUCAAAAACCAAAGCUGCUAACAGGGAGUCUGCAAAAAAUGCAGAGAAAGCUUUAGCACGUGGUUCAGAGAGUAAUGUCGAGGAAGGUAAUGAGUGGGCUCGUGUCUCAGAGCUCUGUGACUUUGGCCCACGCAGGGGUCGCGAUGUAGCCCGCCUGCGGUCUAUCGUGUUGCAGCUGAAGCAGUCUGGAGUUAGUCCUAAAUAUCCCCCUCGUGCUAAAGUGGCUUGAGGAAAUUAAAUUGACUACAACAGUUAUUAGCCUAAAUUUUUGUCAUUCAUCUUGGAAAAAUGUCACAUUUGAUAAAAUACUAUAAAAAAGUGAGGUUUCAAAUAGAGUAAUAAUUAUAUUCUAUUGAGUAUCAGACUGUUAUUUAUUAUUUUUUCCAUAUUGUACAAUAAUGUGGCUAAUGUUAUUGCAUGAUUAUUUGGUCAUAGUAUUAUAAAUAAAUAUCAUUCCACAGUUAA
Pieris brassicae (large cabbage white) is the source of this 1008-nucleotide messenger RNA. RefSeq names its product clathrin light chain (gene Clc). Bases 125 to 772 code for a protein of 215 amino acids. The record is from RefSeq and is a predicted model, not a curated record. Gene Ontology annotation, cellular component: plasma membrane; postsynaptic endocytic zone cytoplasmic component; clathrin coat of trans-Golgi network vesicle. Gene Ontology annotation, biological process: intracellular protein transport; clathrin coat assembly; clathrin-dependent endocytosis. NCBI's taxonomy places the organism in Eukaryota, Metazoa, Arthropoda, Insecta, Lepidoptera, Pieridae. The transcript is spliced from 6 exons. Gene Ontology annotation, molecular function: structural molecule activity; clathrin heavy chain binding.